CGCCACUCCCCUAAACAUUUUUUUCCCCAAAUGUUAAACGUUGCUGCUUGCUUCGUUUCUGGGAUCAACACAUCUGAGGGAGACGAGGGAGCAGAGGGUGGGUUAUUCAGAGCGGGUGUUGAAACGCAUUCCCAGCGCAUGAAUAUGCCAGUAAUCCUCACUGAGGUUGAAAAUUCUAGGUGAAUUCAUCAAGACGAGAGUGGUUUUUAGCUUCCCGGAAACAAAAUCGAUUGAUUGUAUUUCGUUGGAUUAUAAAGUUGGAUGCCUAUCGUUAUUUCCAAAAUUGAAUGGCUACUUAUGCCCCAGCGAGAAAGAAAUAUAUCGAUUAUUUAUAAAGCUAACUACAGAUUCGACAUGAUCAAGGUCCUCGGAGCAUUUGAGCUGCAUUGACGAAGGCUGCAUUGGAUCGGAUUCAUUUCCUCAUUUCUCCGUUAAUCGGGCUGUAGCUUCUGCCAAGACACGAGCACUGCUUAAUAAUGGCCGGUCGCCGUGGUUGCAUGAACUCGCUGUGGUCCGGAAGCGAACGGGUUCGGAUCGGAGAGCGUCUAAAAGCGAGUCUGGCUGGUAUAGUAGAGUUAGAGCUCCUUAGGUUCCGACACUGGGAAAUGGUUGAGACGGUGCUGGGGCGAAGAGAGACUGCCGAUACGUCCAUCACACAGCAGCGGGAAAGCAGCGGGUGGAUUUCCGCCGACGGCGCCGCUAGGUCUCGCAGGCAACAGAUUCUGUCUCCCUCCAAGUCUGCACUGCCCUGUCUGAAGGGUCUCGGUGAUGGCUUGGAGUCCCGCUGGUCCACCCUGUCUUGGGACAUCCUGUCGGACCCACUGUCUCCCCCGACCCCUGAACUGUCAGUUGCACCCCAGCUGGACUGUGACUCUAGGCCCAGCUCAGGUUUCUACUCGGUGAGUGGGAGCUCCCUGUCAGACUCCUGCUGCUCCGUUUGCAGUGAAGGGGCACAGGGGACAGCGGGGGGGCCUGCCGGGGUCAGGGGCACCUGGGGACCCUGGGAUUGCCGGCCUCGCUCUGCAGAUCACAGCAUCUCUCAGUGGCAGGAGGGCAGACAGCUGCCAAGCCAGAACACAGUGACAGAGAAGGGAGAGAGGAGACCUGUCUCUACAGGGGACCUCGAAGUCAAUGGCCUCCUGUUCUUGUCUGGCCUUUGCCCUGGCCAGAAUGAGUCACAGCAGGGGUCGUCAUACCCUCUGCCUGAUGAUUCCCUUUACUCCUCACUUCAACUGGACCCCAAAUUCUGCUCCAACUUGGUGUCCCGCAAGACUAAAGAGGUGUACGCCUACCCCAGUCCACUGCAUGCUGUGGCCCUUCAAAGCCCUCUCUUCACUUUGUCUCAGGACCCCCCCCCCCCACUCUCAAACCUGCCCUCCAGCUCAGAAGUAAUCCAGGAUGAUGAGCCCCAAACUGAUGCCCCCAAAACCCAAGAACCCACCCUGACACGACCACCAGCCUCCUCCAGGCCCUCGCAACUGGAUCAGUACAUUUCCAAGCUGGUUCUCCAGUACCAUUCCAGGUCCACCACAGACUCAAGUUCCAGGCAAGGUUCUUGGAAAUGGAGCUCAGGUGCUGUACACGGCUCUAGCCAAUCAUUGACAUCUUUUGACAGCCACAGUACAUCCUCCACUUUGACAGCGAGUAGUGUGACACACCGCCAGUCUCUCUUUGGAAACUCUGGGGGUGUUAGCAUGAGCGGGAUGGGGAAGAGAGGAGGCAACUGCAGGAACUCCAUCAAUCUGGGUAACUUGCCCUCCCUGAAUGGAGAAAAUUUGAAUUUAAGUUUUCACUUGAAUUUGAAGUUGAAUUUAAGUCCAAAUUUGAAUACAAAUACAAGUUUGAACUCCAGCAAUUCGAAGGAAGCGAUGGGGUCAUGUGACUACCAGGACAAUGAUCCCCUAACCCCUACUCCUCGUCCCCCCACCUCUUCUACCUCCCUCUCGAUGUCGUCGGCUUGGAGGGGCAGGAAGAGGAUAUCUACCUGUCCGGUGAAUCACCGUGGAUCACUGGAGAUAAAGGGAACCAGAUUCAGCCCACAGGGCUUUUCGCACUCCCUGGACUGGAGCAGUGUUUCGCAAGAGGAGGCGGCGGAAACCCUGGCCAAAGUUUGUGAGGGGUCUCCUAAAGUUAAUGAGGAUUCAGCCAAGAUUUGUGAGAUAUCACGGGUUUCCGGGCUGCCGCGGUCAGUCGUGGUGGGGCUGCUGGAGGAAGGAGUGGAGUUGGAUGAAGACUGCUUCCAGACCGAGGAGGAGAGGGGCGGGGCUACAUCAGAGGGGGCGCUGGUUCCGAGCCCAUCUUCCCAUUCCCACUCCCACCCACCGGAGUCAGAUCGGUCUGCUUCCCACUCGAAUGUCUCGCUGCAGGCCAGUUCUGUCCAUUGCCCACAGUCAGAACUGGACUCCCAUCUACCCCUGUUCAGCCCCCCAGUGCUCUCAGAAGGCCAGACCACACACAAAAUUCAUUCCUGUGGCCCCACCUACACCAGACAGGGCACGCCCACUACCCAUUUUGACUGUCACCCUUCUGCCCUGGCUCAUCCUAUACCCCACACCCUCUUUCACCUCCAAACCCAACCUCCCCCCAACUCCCUCACCGAUUCCCAUUGCUCUAAGCCUUCACCCGAGUCCACAACCCACUCGGUGUCUCCCCUGCACUCCCAUUCUCCAUUCAAGCUGGCUGCCCUCUCCGUCUUCCACCGCAAUUCCCCCUUCCAGUCUUCCCUCCCACGUUUCCAUGUGCACAGGUCCCCCCUGGAGGGGGACUGGAGGCUGAGGGGUGGGUCCCUGAGGCAGGAGCCAGGAGCAGGAUGGGGGUCAGGAGGCUGUGGGUGGCAGAGGGCAGAGGGCGAGAGGCUGUACCAAGGCAAGCAUGCAUCCCGGGAGCUGGUGAGAGCGUCGACAGUAAGCAGCUUUGCAGAGAAAGAGAACUGCAGCAGGUGGGAGGAUCACAGAGAAGGCAGCUUCAAGGAUGCCCCAAAACGAGGGCCAAGUUUUUGCAAGAGGCUUGAAGGGCUGUUUGGGGGUAAAGAAAAGGACCGGGCCAGUGGCAGUGAGAAAGAUGGAGGGAAGUGGAGCAGUCAGCCAGAAAAAUCCUCCGGCAAAGUGAGAAAGGGAAGGAUGGAGGACGAGGGUGAGAAGGCCAACCCCUCAAAACAGAAGGGGAAAGGUUGGGGCAGCCACCGACCAGGUGUGCUGUUUCGCAGCGAGUCCCAGGGAGUGUUGGACCAUCGGUCGACCAAGCAAGAUGCCAGGGAGCGCCGGCAGCAGUGGGUGUCCUCCCUAGAGAUCACCCGAGCAGGGCUAGGACACAGUUCGCAUGUCCUGAGCCUGGAUGAGGCCCAAGCUUUCGGGGGAGGAGGUGAAGACGAGCGCCUGUCCUCCACAGCCAGCCUCUUCCACCUCUCCCGGUCUCAGAGCCCGGAGGGCAGCUGUCUCUCCCUGUCUCCACUUUCCUCUCCAUCCCUCUCGCCCCCUCCACCCCCGACCCACAUCCACCGCACACGUUCCUUCCGCGACCUAGGGAAAAGGGUCUUCAGCUCUGUCAAGCCUUUCACUUUCAAAACCCAGAGUCUGAGGAAGUGAGCCGAUGUCUCGCGAAGCACAAUCACUUUCAAGAAGCAUUUCAAACAUUGCAUGUCUGUGGUUAUCCACCAAUCAAUUUCCUUCAUUCUCUGCAUUGAAACCAUGCUUAUUAGGCUGUGGUGCAUCUUGUGGCAGCUUGGAGGUUCAGCCAGGUUUCCAGCCAUCUGGCUUGUGUUCCUUUGGCUCGCAUUGCGCCAAUGUUGUAGCCUCUGCAUGCAGUGCUGUGGAUCUGUGGGUGUGCGUGUGCGUGUGCACUGUGUAUCAAUCGAGGUGUGUCCAUGUGCUUUUCUGUUACUGUAUGUACUUUACCUGGUAGAUACAUAUUCAGAAACUAAUCUAUUUGGAGAUAAAGCUAACAAAAGAGGUUCAGAUGAGAAACAAAGAUAUUCAGACCAAGCCAGG
Megalops cyprinoides (Indo-Pacific tarpon) is the source of this 3986-nucleotide messenger RNA. RefSeq lists its product as uncharacterized. Gene Ontology annotation, cellular component: cytoplasm. NCBI's taxonomy places the organism in Eukaryota, Metazoa, Chordata, Actinopteri, Elopiformes, Megalopidae. Bases 477 to 3584 code for a protein of 1035 amino acids. The transcript is spliced from 4 exons. Gene Ontology annotation, biological process: negative regulation of nodal signaling pathway. The record is from RefSeq and is a predicted model, not a curated record.